AUGAGUAACCAAGUUUUAUAUGAAAGAUUAGGACAAUCAACUGAACUGAUUUCAACUAAAUUAAUUGAAUUGAUUAAAUAUUCCUCGGUCGAUGAAACACUAGAAGAAAAUGAGGAUAAAUUUCAAGAGAACUCAAAAAUUACAUCGGCUACAACAAGUAUCCUUAUGGUUAAUAAUCAAACAACUCAGUUAAUCAAAGGUAUUCAAGAUUUAUUGGUGCUAAGUAGAACGAUAAGAGAAAAAUGGUUAUUAAACCAGAUUCCUGAAGAAACAACAGAACAAGAAGGAAUUGACAAGCAAGAGCUGGAUAACUUGAAAGAAUUAUUGAAAAAAACUAUGAACGAAAUUGUAGGACAAGAAUAA
This is a messenger RNA of Tetrapisispora phaffii CBS 4417, 363 nucleotides long. RefSeq names its product Srb6p (gene SRB6). Bases 1 to 363 code for a protein of 120 amino acids. Gene Ontology annotation, cellular component: mediator complex. The record is from RefSeq and is a predicted model, not a curated record. Gene Ontology annotation, biological process: regulation of transcription by RNA polymerase II. The transcript has a single exon. Gene Ontology annotation, molecular function: transcription coregulator activity. NCBI's taxonomy places the organism in Eukaryota, Fungi, Ascomycota, Saccharomycetes, Saccharomycetales, Saccharomycetaceae.